UAAUGAAAAAAAAAAAUCCGGGAGAAACAUGCCUGCUUAGAGAAAUUAAUUUUAUCCGUGACUUAUAAGGACUCUUAAGAAAACAGAAGCUUUUUUUUUUUCCCUUUGAGAGAACUAGGUUAACACCAGACAGUUCCCACCAAAUUCCCCUUAAUAGACUACUUCCACCUUCGACUUCUUGGAAUUUAUUUAUGUUGAAUUCUGAACUGUGGAAGGCAACGGUGAACCAGAACAACAACAACAAAAGGGCUUGGCGAAAACGCUGGUUCGUGUUGCGCCAAGGUCGAAUGAGUGGGAACCCUGAUGUCCUGGAAUAUUAUAGAAACAGCCAUUCCAAGAAGCCCAUCCGGGUGAUAGACCUUAAUGAAUGCGAGGUGGAGAAACACUCGGGGUCAAAUGUUAUCAAGAAAGAAUUCCAGAACAACUUUGUCUUCAUUGUGAAAACAACGUACCGCACCUUCUAUCUGGUGGCCAAAUCCGAGGAGGAAAUGCAAGUGUGGGUACGCCACAUCACCCAGAUCUGUAACUUUGGACAUUUGGAAGAUGGAACAGAUUCGGGAGACAGCCUGUCUCAGACCACUUCGUCCCCACAGCCCUCGCCGGCAGCUUCCGCCCACGCCUUGAGGAUGGCGGACCCGUCUUCCUCUGCUGAUCAGGCCGCCACCGACACCUCUGCUGCUGAGGAGACCGCAAGCGAGUCUGAGUCUCUGUUCCUGCCAGACUAUCUGUUCUUGUCCAACUGUGAGACCGGCAAACUCAACCAUGUCAGAUGCCACAGUUGGUCCAAUUCUGACCGAUCCUUGGAGCAGACUUCAUCGGAUGACGUCUUCGUCGACUUUGUGGCCUCUCAGCCCUCGCUGUAUUUGCAGCCCUCGGGCACCUUGCUCCAAGAGGUGGCUCAGCCUGCCAGUCACGGGGUCCUUUCCAGGAGCACAGACACAAACGGGCCUUCUUGCAGCGAUCUCUCCUCUUCCUCUCCCUUAACAGGACCUCCCUUAACACCAACCCUUCUGGGUGAUAAAAGCCAGACUGCUCUUUCCUGCGGCGCGCCUGAACUCGAUGUUCUGGCCAACACGCCGCCACCCAGGCCUCCGAAGCCGAUGCACUUCUCAGACAGAAGGGCUGAAGAGCUGUCUGGUGGGCUUCUUCAGAAUGGACACACGAGGCUCUCCGGAGCUCAGGGAGCUCUGGUGCCAAGACGGAUCUCCUUGUCCGGUUUGGAUGCCGUGCGGAAUUGGAGAGCUGACCUGGAAGAAAACUCCUUAAGAAGCAGAGAUAAGCGGCUUAGCUUGAACUUGCCAUAUCGAUUUAGUCCACUCUACUCUUGCCAGUCGGAUAGUUCUGAGGACAGUUACGUGCCCAUGCACCCCAGCGCUUCUCCGCCCAUCGUAGGAUCAGAUUGCACACCUGAUGGCUACAUUCCCAUGAGCCCGGGCUCGGCCACAUUUACUUUCCCUUCAGUUGGCACCGAAAAACGCUCCAGCCCUUUGCCAGAACUCCCGACAGAUCUGGAGCCGCCCCCGGUCAACCGAGAUCUCAAGCCUCGUCGAAAACCACGACCACCUCCGCUGGAUCUGCGAAACCUCUCUACCAUAAGGGAACAUACUGCCUUGACCAGAACGUGGACCGUGCCUUACAAUCAAACAAGCUUUAUCUCUCCAGAAAGAGAUGGCAUUAAUUCCGCCCGGGUCUUCGCCAGUUCAAUUUCCGGGGAAGAGGAAGAAAGCUACAUUCAAAUGGAGCACCGGCAGGCAACCUCUCCAUGUAAUGGGGCUUUCCAGUGGCCAAAGAAGUUCAGCCUUGAUUAUUUAGCAUUGGAUUUUAAUUCUGCAUCUCCGUCACCUGUGCAAAAGAAACCUUUUCUCUCUGAAGAACAAAGAGUGGAUUACGUCCAGGUGGAUGAACAGAAGACUCAGGCGCUCCAGAGCACUAAGCAGGAAUGGACGGACGAAAGGCAGUCCAAAGUGUGACGGGUGUGUGGAAGCCAGUCUUUCGCUUGGUUUAAUUUUGCACAUUGAAAUCCGGGAAGUUUCAUGAUUCCGCUGCAACAGUGAAGUGUGGAGGAUUCUGGGAGACUGCAAAGGAACUCCUGUCAAGAAACAGAACGCACGAUGGUUUGGAAGAAGCAGGUCUGUCCUUUUAAAAAAGGAUUCAUCUGAAGGCUGUCAAAACGGCCUUCAUCUUGAACAACCCUGCCCAGAAACUAGCCAUGGUACCAUUUCAUACCGGAGUUUGGGCCUCUUCAAACAAUGAAUGGGAACGCAAGCCUAGUCACAUCGAAUCAAACACUGCAAUGACGUAUUACUACUGUGUUUUUUUGCUUUUAAAUACUAAACAAUUUAACAGAUGCUGUUGCUGUCGCAUCUGACACUGACAGGUAUUGGGGAAAUAAGGGCUAAACGUUAGAGAAACAGUAUAAAAGACCUCUGGGGAGGAACCUCUCUGGGUAUCCAAUACUUGACUUUCAUUUACCUGCCAGGGAAGUAUAAAUAGACGGGACUUUGUAACUGGUGAAAACCGGACUCUUCAUCUGUCUCAAGUAUCAUCUUCGCAGAUCAGCAACACCCAAAACGCUCCCAGACACUGUUGUGCCGCCUUCCCAGUCACACCGGGUGCUUGUUGUUUGAAGCCUCAGUGCUACAUGAAGCUGUGUUACCUGUCGCCUACGCACCCUUCCGCUGCCCACCCGCCGACUCUUGAGUCUUUGCGUUCAAAAGAAAUACAGGGAAGCAGCAACGCUACAUUCGCAAGGCUGCAAGCGAUCAGCCGAGGAUCAGAAAGCUUCCUCGGAGCUGCAGAGGAGAACGAUGCCAUUGCGAUACCUGAAGGCUGUAGCCCAGUUUCUGGAUCCCAGUCAACGAAACCACUCCGGGAUGCAGUUUGAGGAGCUCUUAAAUGCUGCGGAAUGACUGGAACGAGCCUUAUUCGGGCCUUUAAGCACUCAGUUAUUUUAUUUCACAGUUAGCCUUCUUUUAAUAAAAUAAAACAGGGCCUCACUUGGAUAUCCCUAAUGUAUGGAUGCCCUGACCUGGAUGCCCCUACCUACCCCAUCUUGAUAGCUGAGCAGAGUUUUUAGACGGGCGUCCUCCAGGAAAUACCAGGGUACCGAUUCUGAGGCAAACCACCUCUGAACAUCUCUUGCUUUGAAAAUCCUGUGGGGGUCACAAUAAGUCAUCUGUGACUUAACGGCAAAAAAUAUACAUAUGGAUGGUGGUUAGCAGUUUGUUGGGUUUGUUCUGGGUCUUGCAUCAUCGAUUCACCUGGUCCGGACAUUCUUGUUUCCAGCAGCCCCGGCUGAAAUUGUGGCCGGUCGUUGAGCUUGCCCAGAUUUGGUUUGGCGCCUUUCUUUUUGUGGCAGGACUCUCGUGUUGGCCAUAGCUGUGCGUCAGCUCCCAAUCCAGUUGGUAAAGCAUUCAUUUGCCAAUGCACCUUAACACUUGGGAAACCUGCGGCCUGUUAAAUUUCUACCUACUAUGUAGGAGCAGUGCCGGAACACGGGGAUAAAGAGCAACAACUGAUAAGCUUAGAUCCAGGCGCCUGCGCAAAGGACACAUUUCUAGUAGUUCAACUCAUAAGAUUGUCUGGAGAAUGUAGUAUGGUUGAAAUGUCUCGUUGAUCGACCAAGAGUUCGUUAGAGCACUGAAGGAGAGUUGAUGCAAGGAAGCUGUGGGCUCUGUGUUCCAGUUGCGUCUUCCACUUGUGCUAGUUUUUACUGGCACACAAUGGCUGGGUCUGUAGCCAUUAGCAAGUGUUGCUCCCCUGCAAGCUGAGAAAGGUUCCCCUUCGGCUGUUUGCAGAGGAAGCUGCUCUUACAGAUCAAUUUGGGGGACAGCCCCCAACAAUUGCUACUUCUAAUAAUCAUCUAGUAAGAGAGUCACCCAGCAGUGGGAUUCAGCCGGUUCGCACCACUUCGGCAGAACCGGUCGUUAAAACGGUGAUUGCAAACAACCAGUUGUUAAAUUAUUUGAGUCUCACCACCGGAACCGGUUGUUAAAUUAUUGAAUCCCGCCACUGGAGUCACCCCUUAAAGAACACCUGCACCAAACCAACAGUUCGGCCCACUGACUUGGACAUCGGCAGUAGAAGUUGGAUUUUAUGUUCUUUGCGCCUGUUCCAUCAGUUGAGGGCAGAAUUUGCAAGUAAGAUCUGCCCAAACUUCAGCCUUUAUUGAAAGCCAUAUUCAUUUGGAUGGACUUGGCCACAAGCUUUCCCUUGUGAACUCAGACGCAGUGGUCCAGCGGCAUCCUUGCCUGUUGAUUUUGGCACCCUGCGUUGUGUAUCACUGGGGCGUGGCAGGAUAGGGUAUCUGUUUUGUUGUGUCUUCUGUGGUCUCUCCUUCAAAUAGGACAGGCUGUUUCACUAUGGUGUAAGCCCCUACAAAUUGUUCGCGCUCCGUUUCCAAACGUUGCUCAGCAAACGGUGUCCUCGAGAGAAUAGGGCCCGUAAAAGCUCGAUUACAUAUUGCGACUUUUAAAGAAGGAUUUGCAAAUGCAGUCUCUGGGAUUCGAGGGCUAGAAUGUGUAGGGACACUUUAGCACAUCCUUCUCCUACUAGCAGAAACCCUCCAACCUGAAUUCAUGUCCACUAGGAGAAAAAUGUAAGUGACUCCAGCGAGGGGGAAAAGAAGACUGAAAAUUGCUUUUUCCUGCAAGAAAAUGCCCAGGGAGUAAAAAGUUAGUUUCCCUAAACUUCCUCCUCUUUGAUAAAGCAAUCUUGGAGGUUCUGCUUGAAAAUAGAGAAAAUAGAGAAAAAACCCAGUGUUGAAAAUAGAGAAAAAAACCAGUGUUUCCUAAAUGGGUAGUUGAACGCUACAUGUCUUUGCAAUCUCAGAUCUGGCACCUGCUAUUGUGGGCAACUGUUCUGUGUCCUCUGACAGAUGCACAAUCACAGGGUUCCAGUCCAGCAUCCUUAGCAGCCAAGCAAGAGGUCUUGGCGUGUCCUUCGAAGAAUCCUUGAUUUGUCAGUGUCCUUCAAAACAAUGUCCACCCCAAGUUACUUCGGUCAUCCCCACCUUCUGUGUCUCUGCGUGUUUGUAAUUGUAUUAAAUGGUCAAGAGGUCCAGUAUUUAAACCCCCUCAGAUGCUAUUUGUGAUCAAGCCAGUAGUUAUAGACAUGCCACUCUCUAGUUUUCUGCUUUGCAGACAUUCUCAGGUUUCCCUCAAAAAGUAGACGAGGGGUGGAUGUUGAUAAAAUUGCAAAAAAAAUGUUUGGUCAAGUUGCCACAUUUCGGGGGUUUGCCAGUCAUGGUCCUUGUUUGGGGGAGACCAGCAUUUAGCCUCAUGAAGUUUUCCCCAUCAUUUCCAUUCUGGAAAAGGUUCAAUGGCUGAGGUUUUGGGUCACGUGCCCGUUGAAGCCACAGGAGAACUUCCAGAAGAAAUACCCCCAAAAAAGACCCCUCCCCAAAAGACCCCAACCACCAGCCCCCUGUGAUGGAAUGGGCCCGCUUUGCUCAACAGGCUCUAUUCCACCCCAAGCCUCUACCAGGGGUUGCCGCCUUUUCCUGGAAAAGGCUUGCUUUCUCCCUCUGGGUAAACCACUGCCACCACCUGAUCAUUUGAGGGUUAGCCAUAGUCUUCAGGACAUCCUGAAUACUCCUCAGUCUCCUUUCCAAAUCUGAGACCAAGCCUCAGUUUCCCUUGUUUCCCCUCUCCUGGGUUCCACGGGGCAGACUGGAGGCCCCGGAGGAACAGCUGCUUGCCAACUUCCAGCCUUCCUCCUGGUGCUCUCCAGUUCCAAUCGCCCAUCCACAACGGUGGGAGCCUGGGUGGUACAGAGGACUGUUCCCCACAUCUAAGGUUCAAAAGUAUUUAUUGAAAAUAGAAUGGUUACAAGUAUGUUUUAGUACUGCACCAGAUUGAACAAGGAUUUCCAACACAAAUGAGAUAUAAGUGCAAUUCUUCUAUCCCUUUCUCUAUACUUGGCCUACUCGCUGUUACAAUAGGGUAGGCUCUUAAGCUUAGAAGGUUACAACCCUCACAGAGUUCCCAUUACCUGGAAGGCUGGGUCAGCUCCCUGGGCAGUCACAUGGUCCCAAAAUGGCUGCUCUCUCCAGAGCCCAGAUUUGUGCAUCUGCUUCCUUCAGUGGGUCAGCAGUUUUAUCAGUUCCCAGGCCCCACCCCUCUCUCAGGGUCAGUCUGGGCUAUCUUUCCCCCCUGAUGUCCCUCUGGCAUUUUAAGUCCUCCAAAUCUAUGAUACCUGCUUGGAGAAGGGAAAGGGGGGAAGGAGCCAUUUAUUCACACCCCUGAACAAGAGAGUGACACUUGGCAAAGAGAAUGCCUUGAAUGAGCAUUAAGGCGAACUUUCCUUUGUGUUAACAAAGGUAUCACAUGGUUGUGUUGGGGGGGGGGGCACUGGGGGAAUACACCAUCAUCUUCUUUUGUCGUAACAGUCAUUGUACAUAUUGUGUGCACAUAAAGUUAUGUUCCUUUUUUCUAAUAAAGCCAAAUGCUAAAG
This is a messenger RNA of Sphaerodactylus townsendi, 6453 nucleotides long. RefSeq names its product GRB2 associated binding protein 3 (gene GAB3). The record is from RefSeq and is a predicted model, not a curated record. The transcript is spliced from 10 exons. Lineage: Eukaryota; Metazoa; Chordata; Lepidosauria; Squamata; Sphaerodactylidae. The coding region runs from base 192 to 1970 and encodes 592 amino acids.